Anopheles marshallii is the source of this 1860-nucleotide messenger RNA. RefSeq names its product peroxisomal carnitine O-octanoyltransferase. Gene Ontology annotation, molecular function: carnitine O-octanoyltransferase activity. Gene Ontology annotation, cellular component: peroxisome. The transcript is spliced from 3 exons. Lineage: Eukaryota; Metazoa; Arthropoda; Insecta; Diptera; Culicidae. The record is from RefSeq and is a predicted model, not a curated record. Bases 1 to 1860 code for a protein of 619 amino acids.
AUGAAUAGGGAGAGCAUUUACUACCUUCCAGAGGAAAGCUCGGAAACUACGUUUUGCUACGAUGAAGACCGUCCCAGCCUGCCUUUGCCCAAGCUUGACCACACGCUGAAGCGAUAUUUGGAAUCGUUGAAACCAUUCGGGACGGUCGAAGAGCUGGAAAAUACGAAAAAAAUCAUCGAGACCUUUCGCAAGGGCGUUGGAGCAAAGCUACAGUCGAUUCUGGAAGAGAAGGCAGCGAAGGAAAAAAAUUGGGUUGAUAAAUGGUGGGAAGACUAUGCAUACUGCACCUUGCGCAUGUCGUUGAUCCCGUACUGUGUGAUGGUUCAGCCACUGCUACUGGAUGCCGUCGGACUAGAUGCAAUCCCGGAAAACUUUCUCAAAGGACCAGCCACAUGUUUACAUCACAACAUGGUAUUUUGGAAGCUGCUCCGUACCGAACGGUUGCGGCCCGUCGCCAGUGCCGACAAGAAAAACAUUUUUUCUGCUGAUUUAUACCGACGACUGUACAAUACCGUACGAACACCCGGUGUCGAAAUGGACAAGGUAGAAAGUUACUUCCGCACGGAAAAGGAAGGCCCAUGCCCAUCGCACAUCAUUAUACUGUAUGGAGGGCGCAUCUUCAAAAUUCCGGGAUUGAAUGCCCAUGGAGAUCCCUUAAGUCCGCAAGAUUUUCUUUUCACUUUGCAGCAGAUUCAGGUAAAAGUGGAGGGAACAAAUGUUGAGCAUGCGGGAGUGCCGGCACUAACGAAUGACGAUCGUACGUCUUGGGCCCACAAUCGGCAGCAUUUGAUGGAAAUUUCGAAACGCAAUAAGACUAUGGUGCGAGAAAUCGAGGAAGCGGUCGCACUACUAAUACUCGAUUCACACUGCCCGAAAAACUACUCGGAUUUGGCACAGUUGGCCUUAACGGGUGAUAUACGCUCGAAAUGGACGGAUAAAAGUUGCGGAACUAUCUCGUUCAAGAACGGCCAGAUGGGUUGCUAUGGUGAGCAUUGCUGCUAUGAUGGAUCGAUUUCGAUGUCCAUCAGUCUGUACGUGAUGAUGAGCAUUGCAGAGGAGGGCGUACCGGAUUGGGACGUUCCUGCAAACGAUUUAAUUCUACCAGAGGAGCUAGUUUUUGACAUGGACGAUAAGCUGCGCGGGGAAAUCGCUCGUAUGGAAAAAGUGGCUGAUGAAAUGCAAAACUGUGUUGUCGUUUCGAUGGAUCAGUUCCAGGACUAUGGGAAAGCUUUUAUGAAAAAGCACAAAAUCCAUCCGGAUGCGUACGUUCAAACGGCACUGCUGCUUACUUACUAUCGACUUCAUGGAACGUUUGCCCCGACGUACGAAACAGCGAUGAUGCGUCAGUGGUACAAAGGUCGUACAGAGACCUGCCGGUCGUGCAGUAUCGAGGCGGUUCGGUUCAUUGAGGCGAUGGAGAGCUCCAGCUCAAAUGACAUCGAUAAAGCGAAACUGUUCAAGGCGGCCGCAAACAGGCAGAUGGAGCUUAUGAAUGAAGCCCGCAAGGGUAACGGGAUCGAUCGGCAUUUAUUUGGGCUGUGGUGUGCUGCAUACGACAAUGGGAUACCGAUUCCGGAGCUGUACGACGAUCCACUGUACAGCAAGAGUGGAGGUGGUGGCAAUUUCAUUCUUUCCACCAGCACGCUCGGUUACACGAUCAACUGUGGUUUUGUAGCGCCGAUGUGCACGGACGGUUACGGCUGUUUCUAUACAAUGCUGGAAGAAUGCGUUUGGGCAAUAUUUUCUGCGUACCGGGACAGUACUAUUACUAGCUGCCACAAAUUUCAGCAAACGUUUCACCAGGUUAUGGUAGAUUUGAAAAAUUUGCUGGAGCGAAGUGAUCUACCAAACAAGCUUUAG